UUCAAAUUCUCCCUCCAUUACUCAUUACAGUCUUCAUCUCUAAAAACUCCUUCCUUUCCACAUAAUCUCUGCAAAUUUUGGGUACUAAUAGAAACAAAAUUUAUUCUAUACUCAAUAAGUACCAAUAGUAGGAGCUGAAGAUGGUGCAAGAGAUGUGGAAUGGACCCCCUGGUUUCAGACCAACAAAAUCGGCGCCAUCUUCACCGGCAAAGCCUCUUGGAAUUUCCAAGAUUCGUUCGGAAUCCUUUCAUAUUAUUCCCAAAGUACCUGUUGGUGACACCCCUUAUGUGAGAGCCAAAAAUGUCCAAUUGGUGGAAAAGGAUCCAGAAAGGGCAAUUCCAUUGUUUUGGGCAGCAAUAAAUGCAGGUGAUAGAGUAGAUAGUGCACUCAAAGAUAUGGCAAUUGUAAUGAAGCAACAAAAUAGAGCUGAAGAAGCCAUUGAAGCAAUUAAAUCGUUGCGAAGUCGUUGUUCUGAUCAAGCACAAGAAGCUCUUGACAAUAUCCUACUAGACCUAUACAAGAGAUGUGGAAGAUUGGGUGACCAAACAACAUUGUUGAGGCACAAGUUGUACUUGAUUCAACAUGGCUUGGCCUUCAAUGGAAAGCGAACCAAGACGGCGAGAUCACAGGGGAAAAAGUUUCAGGUUUCUGUGGAGCAAGAAGCAACUAGAUUAUUGGGAAAUUUAGGGUGGGCAUUGAUGCAACAAAACAACUACAUUGAAGCUGAGGAUGCUUAUAGAAGAGCACUAGUGAUUGCACCAGACAAUAACAAGAUGUGCAAUUUAGGCAUAUGUUUGAUGAAACAAGGAAGAGUUAAUGAGGCAAAAGAUACACUUAGGAGGGUGAAACCAGCAGUUGCAGACGGCCCGAGAGGCGUUGAUUCGCACCUCAAGGCCUACGAGAGAGCACAACAGAUGCUCCGCGACCUUGAGUCAGUGCUUUUGAAUAAAGGUGGCUCUAGGCUUGAACAAAGCAAGCUUUUUGAUGCAUUCUUGAGUUCUUCUGCAAUAUGGCAACCUCAACCUUGCAAAGAACAUAACACAUUUACUAACACCAACUCAUCCAAAUAUGCUGAUGAGAACAUGAAUUCUAACAUUAUAGCUAACCAUAGGGUUCUUACAAAGAGUAUGCAACCAACUGUUUCACACGAAAACUUGCUAAAUAUUCGCGCUCCUCCAUUUUAUACAUCCAAGAUUGUGAGUGAGCCGACGAGUAGUACCCUGAUGCCCGAAAAUCUUAAGAGAACAAGGUCAGGAAAUGCAGCUCACCCCAUGAGAAUGACUAAAGAGUCCAAAGGGACAGUCAUAGAACAAGAAAAUAUGACGCGAAAGCAGUCAAAUUCAGAGUUGUUACCAAAUAGCAAGGAUUUUGAGCAAGCGAUAAUUGCUGCAGCUUUGAAUUCAAGUGAUGAAAUAUUGAAGCCAGAAGGAGGAAGCAAAGAUACUGGAAUUCUUCCAAGGAAAAUUGACAAAAGAUUAAAAGUUUUCCAAGAUAUUACCUUGUCUUUGAGUCCAAGAGCUUAACACUAUUGACUUUUUAACUUCCUUAAAUCUAAUUUCAACUUUUAAGUUAUCGUAAUUCAUUCUUAGGUUGGAGAUAAGCUUCUUCUCCUUUCACAUCCUCAAGUAGGAGAGUAGUAUGCAGAUGGCAAGAGAUUUUCCAAAUGAAACCUGUGAACAAUUCUUUGUUGAAAAGGAAAAGAUGUUUACAAUUAA
This is a messenger RNA of Nicotiana tabacum (common tobacco), 1715 nucleotides long. RefSeq names its product protein POLLENLESS 3-LIKE 2-like. Lineage: Eukaryota; Viridiplantae; Streptophyta; Magnoliopsida; Solanales; Solanaceae. Gene Ontology annotation, molecular function: protein binding. The record is from RefSeq and is a predicted model, not a curated record.